Messenger RNA from Medioppia subpectinata, 875 nucleotides. NCBI's taxonomy places the organism in Eukaryota, Metazoa, Arthropoda, Arachnida, Sarcoptiformes, Oppiidae. The record is from the annotation of a GenBank genome assembly.
GAAGAGUUGAUCACAACAUAGGGUUUGUUGUGAUUGUUGUGAACACUUGUAUUGAGUACUCGUUUAUAGCGAACCACUAUUUGAGUCAACAAUCAGUGAAUAAUUGCGUAAUUCUUCGUAUCGUUGACUCAUUGGUUGGUUUAAACUCGUUGUCUGUUAUCUGGGAUGCGAUGGACUGUCGGUGUCAUGAAGUGAGUGAUCGAUAGCGGCGUUGACUCCGUGUGUGACCACUGGUUGCCGACAGCGGCCGUCGUGUGGUAACUCUGACCGGCAAUCGAUGGACAAACUGACACUGAUAUCGACGGCACUGUUCCUGACGGCCGACAUUCUGGCCAUCGUUUCGCUAAUACUUCCCGAUUGGAUAGUGUCUGAAGUGGGCGGAGACACCCGUUUCGGUCUUCUGCGGUCAUGUCUGGCCAUUUACGGCAGAGACAGCCAUUGCUUUACACCCAAACUGCACACCGAGUGGACACUCGCUCUCAUCUGCAUAGUCGGCGGCUGUGUUUGCGUCACCACAACUGUCGUACUCUUCGUGAUCUCCAAUUGGAACCAAUCGGUGAUAUCAUCUGCGCGUUGGUUCGGCUUCGCGGCGAUGGUUCAGUACUGCUUGGCUGCAGUCAUCUUCCCGAUGGGCUUCACUGUGGACGCCAUCGGCGGUCAGCCCUAUCAACUGCCGAGUUCUCAUCAGGUCGGCAUUUCUUACAUAUUCUUCGUCCUCUCGCUUUGGAUUACAGUAAUAUCUGAAUUAUUUGCGGGCAAAGUAUGUAUGCCUCACUUCUAGACCACUAAUCCCACCAUCGCUUACAACUCAUCCUAUCAUUCAUAUGAUUGCAGCAAAUGUUCAAAAGUUUUAUUUAAAAUUAACUCAAAUAAUU